AUGGGGCUAGUCAUGGUCCAUGCCCUGGCCACAGCCCGCGGGGUGAUGUCCACGGGGUCCCCGGCAAGGGCGGAGGCGGCGGCGGCCAUGGCGCGGCAGCUGGGCACGGUGCAGGAGAAGCUGGACGUGAACUGGCGCAGCUCCGCGGCGGCGGUGUGGCAGCACCUGGAGGGGGCGGCCCUUGCCGGCGCCUGGCUCACCAUCUCGCUGGACUCCUCCACACACGUGCAAGUCCUGUCAGCGUUGGCCCAGGACUUGCACAGCCACUUGAACAUGGCGCGAGUGAACUUGCAGGCCGGUGCCACGCCUGGCGCCUGGGGCUGGGUGACGCUGGAGUGUCACCAGGCGCUGCUGGCACCGCAGCGGCUGCCCCUGCUGCUGCUCCAAGCCUUCCGCCCGGUGACUUUGCCCAGCCCCAGCCUGGAGGCGCUCUGCGAGCUAUGGUUCCUGUCCAGCAGCUCACGGCCCAUCAUCGCCAAGUCCACCGCUCGCCUGGCAGCCUUCGCCUGGCGCUUUUGCGAGGCCAGCGGGCUGACUUGCAAGCGCAAGCUCGAGGCUGGAUGCUUGCCGCUCUGGCCGCUGCGGAUUUUGUGCGAGACCACCGCGAAGCUCAUGAUCCAGGUGCGGGGCGCGCGGCGAGGGGGCAAGGGCCGCGUGUCCAGCUCCGUGUUCAACACCCUGGGCCCGGAGAAGCGCACUAGCGGGCAGGAUGUGCUGAGAAAAUCCAGCGUCACCGGGUUGAAUCCGGAGGAAACAGGUUCCCGGAAAUCCUCGGAGCGGCAAGCUUCCACGGAGCGGCGAGUCUCCGAGCGCCGGGCCUCCGGUCAAGGAGAGUUUUGUUGGGAGACACGGUGGCGCCGAGCUGGGCGCGGGCCUCCCUGCUAUGCGCCUUCAAGCUUUGCUUCUUCGAGCAGGAUGGUGUCUCAGAGCUCUGCAAGCUGA
Effrenium voratum is the source of this 942-nucleotide messenger RNA. Lineage: Eukaryota; Dinophyceae; Suessiales; Symbiodiniaceae. The record is from the annotation of a GenBank genome assembly.